This is a messenger RNA of Cryptosporidium muris RN66, 525 nucleotides long. RefSeq lists its product as uncharacterized. Bases 1 to 525 code for a protein of 174 amino acids. The record is from RefSeq and is a predicted model, not a curated record. The transcript has a single exon. Lineage: Eukaryota; Apicomplexa; Conoidasida; Eucoccidiorida; Cryptosporidiidae.
AUGUAUCUUUGUGUUCUAUUUUGUUGUUUAUCAAUAAUUUCAUCAAAUAUUUUACAAGUUUAUUGUCAUGGGCAGUAUAAUCCACCUAAUACAAAUGAUGAAGAUUUACGACAUUUCGGAAGUUUUGGAAUGAGUCCUGGAAUGGAAUUUUAUCAUUCACAUAGGGUAUAUGGUACGCCAUUAUUAUUAGAAAACCAAGACUUUACAUUGUGGAUAAUUCUCGCAAUUUGCUGCGGUAGUGUUCUUUUUUUAUCAAUUGGUAUCAUUUUUUUAUAUCAAUAUAUAAGACAUGAUCCUGAAUAUAGUGAAAUGAAAAAUGAAACCUAUAAUAAUCCUUAUUUUAAUGAAUUCCAAAAAAUUUAUGAAAAUACUCCUAUAAAUAAUAUAUAUAUCCCAACUAACCAGAACUUACACCACUAUCAACCAAAUUCAAAUUUCCCUGUUGCAAGCUGUUGUAAGAAUUAUAAUAUUAACACUUGUAUUCCAAAUUCUAACAAAUGUAAUAUUUGUUAUACAAAAUACUAG